AUAUAGAAAAUGUCUCAAAGAGUCACUAGAUCAAGAAUUAAACCUUCGGAAGAUAAAGAUUAAGAAAAAAACGAUAAAAAAAAAGCUUAAUCACAAUAACCAGAUAAAAAAACUGUAAAGAAAUAACAAAAGUAAGCACAUGCUGAUAAAAAAAAUGAAGAAACAAAAAAAGAUCUCCAAACUAACGAUAAGAAAUCUACCAAAAACAGUAAUAAUAAUUAAGAAGACUUAAAAAAACCUAUUAGAGGACGUAAGCCUUAAAAAGAUACAGACAACCAAAAAGACAACAAAAAUUAAACUAACAUUUCUUAAAAUCGUUAAGAUGAUUUAAAAAAAGUGAAUAAUAAUAACACUUCUAAUGGAAAAGCAAAAAAAGGCCGAGGAACUAGUAAAAAAGAUAUAAUAGAUUCUUAAACGAAAUAAUAAAAAAAAGAUUAAAAUGAAAACGACAAAACAAAUGGAAAUAAUUAAACUAAUGGAAAACAAUAACCAGAUACUAAUAAUAAAGGAGAUAAAAAAUAAGAAGACGAAUCCAAAAAUAUAAUUAAAAAAGUAAUUACUGGUGUAGCUCCUUUAGAUGAAUAUUGUCUAAAUAAAAACUUGCAAGUAUACUAUGACAAGUAAAAAGUAUACGAUGCAAAACUAAACUAAUCAAACGUGACUGCUAAUAACAAUAAAUUUUAUGUAAUAUAACUUCUCAAAGAUAAAGCUACUCCUUCUUCUUUUUAUGUAUUCAAUAGAUGGGGAAGGGUAGGUGUUCCAGGACAAAAUUGCCUAAAAGGACCUUUUAGUGAAGAAUAGGCUAAAAAUGAAUAUGAAACGAAACUAAGAGAAAAGACAAUAAAAGGGGACUAUAGAGUUUUAGAUAUGGACUAUGGUAAUGAUAUAUAGGAUGAAAAAUAAAAAGAAGACAAAAUGGAUAAAGACGCUGUAAAUUCGACUCUGCCCCUUCCACUAAAAAAUCUAAUUCAAUUAAUUUUCGAUAUGAAAAUGAUGAAUAACUAAAUGAAAGAAAUCGGAUAUGAUUGCAAAAAAAUGCCUUUAGGAAAAUUAUCUAAAGACAAUAUUUCGAAAGCUUAUAAUAUGUUAAAAGAAUUAUAUACUGAAGUAGAAAAAAAAAAACCUAAUGCUUUUGAACUUUAAAAGGAAGGUGAAGAUGAACGUUUUACGAAAGAUUUACAUAAUAGAAUGCUUUUAUGGCACGGUUCCCGUUUAACAAAUUAUGUAGGAAUUAUUUCCUAAGGUUUAAGAAUAGCUCCGCCAGAAGCACCUGUUACUGGUUAUAUGUUCGGAAAAGGAGUUUAUUUUGCUGAUAUGGUGAGCAAAUCAGCUAAUUAUUGUUUCACAAAUAAAUAAAAUAAUAUUGGUUUGAUGCUAUUAUGUGAUGUUGCCUGUGGAAAUUUCAAUGAUAAAUUAUAAGCGGAUUAUUAUGCUUCCAAUUUACCUCCUGGAAAACAUAGUACUAGGGGUUUGGGUAAAACAGCACCACUAGAAGGUUCUUAUAUAGAUCAUGAAGGAUGCAAAAUUCCGAUUGGAGAAGGAUAAGAUUAGAAAGAUUAAGGAAAAUAAUAUUCACUUUUGUAUAAUGACUAUUUAGAAUCAGAAGGAAUGGAGAAAACAUUAGCAUUUAAACAACAAUAAUUAAAAGCUCUUCUUCCUAUAUAAAAUGCUGACAAAAUAUUUGAUUUAAAACUUGAUUGGGGAAAAUAUUCUAUUGAUUAUAAUAGAAAUGGUACACAUUUAUUAUUAGGUGGUUCAAAAGGUCAUUUAGCCGUAUUUGACUGGCGUUAAAAAAAGCUUAAUUGUGAAAUACAAGUAAAAGAAACAGUAAAUGAUGUAAAAUUUUUACAUGACGAAAGAAUGUUUGCUGUUGCCUAAAAAAGAUAUAAAUAUAGAAUGAAGAACAGAGACCCUUAAUGCCUAAAACUAAAUCCUUAUAAUGCCAUAAGUUGUGUAGGUGAUAAUAGAGGUUGUGUUUCUAUGUAUUCACCUAAUACAAGUGAACCAUUAGUAAAAAUGCUUUGCCAUAAAGGGACUGUAAAUGCAAUUUCGUUUGAUAGAAGAGGCUAUAAUAUGGUAACUGCGGGUACUGAUGGAUAAUGGAAAGUUUGGGAUUUGAGAACUUAUAAAGUUUUACAUGAAUAUUUUGCACCUAAUACUCCUUCUAAACUAGAUAUUUCUUAAUCAGGAAUUUUGGCUUUGAGUUAUGGGUCUAGGGUACACUUAUGGAAAGAUUGGCAUAUUUAAAAAUAAAAAUAACCUUAUAUUAAGCAUGAAGCAUUCUCUUAUAAUACUGUAACUGAUUUGUAAUUUAUUCCUUAUGAAGAUUUUCUUGGAAUUGGAAUAAAUGGAGGAUAUUAAAGUAUUGUUGUUCCAGCAGCCGGGGAGGCUAACUUUGAUGCAUUUGAAGCAAAUCCAUAUUAAACUAAAAAAUAGGCAAGGGAAGCUACUGUUUAAAGACUUUUGGAAAAAAUUCCUAGUACAACUAUUAGUUUGAAUCCUAAUAAAAUUGGAACAGUAGAUACUGCAAGCAAAUAAGUUAUUGAUGCUGAGGAAAAGGCAGAAAGAGAGGCUAAAGAAAAAAAUUAAAUUAAAAAGAAAAAAAAUAAAAUGAGAGGAAAGAAUAAAACUGGUAAGGUGGAAGCAAAAAAAUAAUUCGAAAAAUAAUAAGAUAAAAGAGAAUAAUUAAAAGAAUAAAUUAAUAUUAAGAUGAGAGUUAAAAAUGCAGAAAAAGAAAAGAAGGUUAAAGAACUAGAUGUACUUAAUAAAUUGGAUAAUUUUGGAGAAUUCGAUCCUAUGUAUGCAAUAAGAAAAUAAAGAAAAACUUAAUGA
Messenger RNA from Ichthyophthirius multifiliis, 2832 nucleotides. RefSeq lists its product as hypothetical. Gene Ontology annotation, cellular component: small-subunit processome; 90S preribosome; nucleolus. Gene Ontology annotation, molecular function: protein binding; NAD+ poly-ADP-ribosyltransferase activity. The transcript has 7 exons. Lineage: Eukaryota; Ciliophora; Oligohymenophorea; Hymenostomatida. The record is from RefSeq and is a predicted model, not a curated record. Gene Ontology annotation, biological process: maturation of SSU-rRNA from tricistronic rRNA transcript (SSU-rRNA, 5.8S rRNA, LSU-rRNA).